CCCCGGCCCCGCCCCCACAGGGGAUGAACUUGGAGCCCAGUUCUGCCUAGGCCUUACUCUAAGACCGAAAGGCUCGCUGACCAUGGCCAUGAUCUUGGGUUACUGGGAUAUCCGCGGGCUGGCUCACGCCAUCCGCCUGCUCCUGGAGUACACAGACUCACACUAUGAGGAAAAGAAGUUCGCGAUGGGGGACGCUCCCAACUAUGACAGAAGCCAGUGGCUAAAUGAAAAAUUCAAGCUGGACCUGGACUUCCCCAAUCUGCCCUACUUAAUUGAUGGGGCUCACAAGAUCACCCAGAGCAACGCCAUCCUUCGCUACAUUGCUCGCAAACACAACCUAUGCGGGGAAACAGAAGAGGAGAAGUGUCGCAUGGACAUUUUGGAGAAUGAAGUUAUGGACACCCGCCUGUACUUUGCCAGGAUGUGCUACAACCCUGACUUUGAGAAACUGAAGCCUGGGUACCUGGAGGGACUCCCUGACAAGAUGAAGCUCUACUCACAGUUUCUGGGGAAGAGGCCUUGGUUUGCAGGGGAGAAGCUCACCUACGUGGAUUUCCUGGCUUAUGACAUUCUUGAUAUACUGCGUAUAUUCGAGCCCAAGUGCCUGGAUGCAUUCCCAAACCUGAAGGAGUUCAUGGCCCGCUUUGAGGGCCUGAAGAAGAUCUCUGCGUACAUGAAGUCCAGCCGCUUCCUCCCAGCGCCUCUGUUUCUAAAGACUGCCGUGUGGGCCAAUAAGUAGGGCCUCCGUGGGUGGGGGUGCCGGGGAGGAGCCAGAGUUGUGCUUGCUGUGUCCCCCCAACAGCGGUCUUGCUUCUUUGUCCUUUGUUAUAUUCCUUUGUCCCCACGAAAUACCUAUGGGCGCCCUUUUCUCCCUCCCAACCCUGUCUUCAUCCAGGCCCUUUGUCGUCAGCUCUCUACUUCAGCAAAUUUCCUCCCCCACCAGCGUUAUCCGUCCUGCACUAAAGCCAACCAGACCAUUCUUCCCUGGGUGGUUGCUCCACCUGCGGGAGCUGGACUGGACUCCUGGCCUGGGGAGCCCUGCCGUGAGCUCCCCCGGGCUGCCCCGAAGCCCCGUAAGACCUGGAGUGCAGGCCCGGCUCCCCCAGGGUGGUCCCUGCCCAGCCCUGCCUGAUCCCCAGUGAAGCCUUACUCACCCUGACCUGGCUUGUGUUCUUCCCUUCUGGCCUUUGGAUUCAGGAUUGAGCGUAUCUGGGGACAUGGAAGUUCCCUUUUCUGGUGUCCGUUGAACCAGCCCGGUGGAUCGGGUUGUGUGUGUGAUGCCAAGAAAGGGGACGUGUAGGAUUAUAAGGAUUCUUGCUUAUUUCUAUCUACUUCAUAGACUUCCGUGCCUCAGCAUGGGGUCUCUACAGAAAGAGGGGGGCCCUUCUGUGCCUAGGUCCCUCCUUAACGCAGCAUUCCUGGAGUGCCUCCUGGAAGCUCACAGUAAGUACUGUGUCAUGGUCCGGGGGCUCUCAGGGCUUGGGCAGUCCACUGAUAGUGGUCACCCUUCCCUGGGUGCUCUCCCUGCUUUGGAAACCCUUCCUCCGUGCCCUUACAACUGUGCAUGGUGAAAGGAAAUGUAAUCACUUAUGUUGAGGGGUUUUCAGAAGCAGCCAGGAGGCUAUUAAGGAGAUGGACCUUAUGCACAUCCUCAUUAAUGAAACCAUGAACUUUGAACUGGGCCACAUUGCAAAUAUUCCAAGGACUCUGCCCAAAUACCUGCAUCUUUCUUUGGAAAUUCGUAUAGGUAACAUUUCAAGGGAGACACCCUGUUGGUUUUGACUGGAUAUUCAUAUAAACUUUUUAAAGAGAUGAGUGGUAGAGCUAAUCCUUAUCUGUAAGUUUUGAAUUUAUAUUGUUUCUUCCCAGGUAUAAAACCAUUUUUUCCCUACAAAUAGUUUUGGUUUUGUUUUUUUGCGUUGGGGGGAGCGUAAAGGAAAGCAGAAUGUUUUAUCAUGAUUUUUGCUUUAGCAACUUUGGGACAAAUUAAAAGUCCUAAACUCUGGUGCCGGGGGCGGGGCGGGGGGGAGAAAAAAAAGGAGACCUUGCUCAGUAAUGGCCUUAGCAAACCAAUUAUAUUCAGCCGAGAUUAGUUUUCUGCCACCAACGCCAAUUACAAUUCUUUGUAAACAACAAAUACAAAUGUCUUCUUCUUCUUUUUUUUUAAGGAUUUUAUUUAGAGAGAGAGAGAGAGCACAAGCAGGAGGAGCGGCAGGCAGAGGCAGAAGAAGUAGACUCUCCGCUGAGCAGGGAGCCAGAUGUGGGGCUCCAUCCUAGGAUCCUGGGAUCAUGACUUGAGCCAAAGGCAGCCGCUUAACCGACAAUGUCUUAUUUUUGAAAGAUUUAUUUAUUUAUUUAAAAAAGAGAGAGGGAGAGAGAGAGUGCGUGUGUGUGAACACGCAUGCAAGUGGGCGGAGGGGCCCAGGGGGAGGGAGAGGGGAAGCAGACUCCCCACUGAGCAUGGUAGCUGUGACCACACGGGGCUCAGUCUCACCACUAUGAGAUCAUGACCUGAGCUGAAACCAAGAGCCGGAUGCUUAACUGACUGAGCCACCCAAGCACCCCCAUACAAAUAUCUUUUAAAACCUCUGGCUUUUGUUCCCUAGGGGAACACAGUUUGCGUUGCUACCCACAUCUGUGCUCCCUGAAUUAAAUUCUGAGACCCCAAA
Molecule: messenger RNA, 2669 nt
Organism: Mirounga angustirostris (Northern elephant seal)
Lineage: Eukaryota; Metazoa; Chordata; Mammalia; Carnivora; Phocidae
Product: glutathione S-transferase Mu 1-like
Exons: 8
Coding region: 83-739 (218 amino acids)
Biological process (GO): glutathione metabolic process
Molecular function (GO): glutathione transferase activity
Source: RefSeq, a predicted model, not a curated record